UUGUAAGUACGACGUUUCUAGGUCUGAUCGCUAUUUGUGGUUGGUUUUACCGGUGUUUGACCGCCAAGGCCCUGGUCACUUUAGUCUUUCCACCAUGGAGAUCUCAGAGCUCAAGCAGCAGCAACAGCCUGCGGCGGCCAAAAUCAGGAACUUGCCCUGGGUUGAAAAAUAUCGGCCACAGACACUGAAUGAUCUCAUUUCUCAUCAGGACAUUCUGAGUACCAUUCAGAAAUUUAUCAGUGAAGACCGACUACCACACCUGCUCCUAUAUGGCCCUCCAGGGACAGGAAAGACAUCUACCAUUCUUGCCUGUGCUAAACAGCUAUACAAAGAUAAAGAAUUUGGCUCCAUGGUCUUGGAGCUGAAUGCUUCUGAUGACCGAGGAAUCGAUAUCGUUCGGGGACCAAUCCUGAGCUUUGCCAGCACAAGGACGAUAUUUAAGAAAGGGUUUAAACUAGUGAUCUUGGAUGAAGCUGAUGCUAUGACCCAAGACGCCCAGAAUGCCCUGAGAAGAGUGAUUGAGAAGUUCACUGAAAAUACCAGAUUUUGCCUCAUCUGUAACUAUCUGUCCAAGAUCAUCCCCGCCUUGCAGUCUCGGUGUACAAGGUUCCGAUUCGGUCCCCUGACCCCUGAACUCAUGGUCCCCCGCCUGGAACACGUGGUAAAAGAAGAGAAAGUGGAUAUAAGUGAAGAUGGAAUGAAAGCACUUGUGACUCUCUCCAGCGGAGAUAUGCGAAGGGCUCUGAACAUUUUGCAGAGCACCAAUAUGGCCUUUGGGAAGGUGACUGAGGAGACUGUCUACACCUGCACAGGACACCCGCUCAAGUCAGACAUCGCUAACAUUCUGGACUGGAUGCUGAAUCAGGACUUCACCACAGCCUACAGAAAUAUCAUGGAGCUGAAGACCCUGAAGGGGCUGGCAUUACAUGACAUCCUGACCGAGAUUCACCUGUUUGUGCACAGAGUUGACUUUCCAUCUUCAGUUCGAAUUCAUUUAUUGACCAAAAUGGCAGACAUUGAGUACAGGCUUUCUGUUGGCACCAGUGAGAAGAUUCAGCUGAGUUCCCUCAUUGCUGCUUUUCAGGUUACCAGGGACCUCAUUGUGGCAGAGGCCUAGAUGUCCCAGGCCCCUAUCAGUGUCAAGUUCUUAGACCUCAACUUUUCGAAAGUUUCACUUAGUCUAUACAUAAGGAUGAUGUAUUUAGUAGAAACUGUACUUCAAAUUUUGAUCUUCCCUAGGCUUCCAGCAUGCAACAUGAUACUCUUAAGAACAGUGGGCAGCAGCAGUAAGCUACACCACAGCUCCUGUGGGCCACCCGAUUACAAUGAAAAUGACUGACACUUUGCAGUGUACUGCAUGCCAAGCUGUGGUGCUCAGUAGAUGUACUGGGCACAUCUUCAGCUUGGGUAUUUUCAAUUUACAGUGGAGUAACUGGGAUGUUACCCCACUCUAAGUUGAGGCACAUCAGUACAUCAAGUAAAAGCAGGGCUGGGAGUAUGGCUCAGAGCGCUGCCUAGUGUGUGUGAGCCCUGGGUGGAGUUUCCAGCACCACAUAACUAAGUGACCAGGAGAGAAGCUGGCGGUUUCCUUCAUCCAUGGAGAAGUCACUACCAAGGACACCAAUGAAGUUUGAAUGUACUGGCUAAGUGGAGUCUCAGGGAAACCACCAAGAGCCUCUCAUGAUGCUAGUGCCAAGAAAACUGUAAAACUGAAAAUAUAAACAUAAAACCAAAAAGUUGACCAACUGUC
Molecule: messenger RNA, 1750 nt
Organism: Cavia porcellus (domestic guinea pig)
Lineage: Eukaryota; Metazoa; Chordata; Mammalia; Rodentia; Caviidae
Gene: Rfc5
Product: replication factor C subunit 5
Exons: 12
Coding region: 95-1117 (340 amino acids)
Biological process (GO): DNA-templated DNA replication; DNA repair
Cellular component (GO): DNA replication factor C complex; nucleus
Molecular function (GO): DNA clamp loader activity; ATP binding; ATP hydrolysis activity
Source: RefSeq, a predicted model, not a curated record